AGAGUAACUUCAGAUACAGAUUUCUUAACUGGACGAACAGCAGUACUUUUCAGGAUGCUGUGGAGAGCUGUUGUGUUACUGGCGACCACCGUGGUGGUGAUCUCCAGCGAGAAGGUGCGCUACGACAAGUACCGCGUGUACCGGGUACAUACAGCCGACGACGAGCAGCUGCGCUUCUUGGCCAGCUUCGCCAAGUACCACAACGACAUUCAGUUCUGGAAGGAACCCAGAGUCGUGAACAAACCUGCAGACGUGAUGGUGUCGCCGGAGAUGCAAACUAGUUUCCUGGAAGGCCUCGAAGCGAAUGGAAUCCAAGCGACCGUCUACGUGGACAACGUGCAGACACUUAUCGACAAUGAGAGAGGAGUCCGGAGACAGGGAGAAUCCUUUGGUUGGGAGGACUACUACACGCUCGAAGAGAUCCACGGAUGGCUGAACUCUCUAUCAGAGACAUACCCAGACGUUGUGACGCCGAUAGUUGGAGGAUCCAGUUAUGAAGGCCGAGAGAUCCUUGGUGUGAACAUCACCUUCGCACCAGGCAACCCCGUCGUUGUCGUUGAGGGAGGCAUCCAUGCUGGUGAGUGGAUUGGACCCGCCACCGCUACGUGGAUCAUCAAUCAGAUACUGACCACCAAUGACUCGGCCGUAAGGGACACCGUGAGGCAGUUUAACUUUUACGUCUUCCCUAACCUCAACCCUGAUGGAUACGUAUACACUUGGACCACGGAUCGCAACUGGCGCGGGACUCGCACCCCAUACACGCCGUGCUACGGGGCUGACCCGAAUCGUAACUGGGACUUCCACUGGGGAGAAGAAGGUGCCAGCUCCACGGUGUGUUCAUCGGACUUCGCCGGUCCAGAACCCUUCUCCGAGGUUGAAACGAGGACCUUCUCAGAGUUUUUGGCGAGUCUGGGCGACGACUUCCAGGUCUACCUAGACUUCCACAGUUACGGACAGAUGCUCAUGUUCCCUUAUGGCUUAUACAGCGUGACAGCACCGAACUACGACGACCUGCUUGUAAUAACCACUAAAGCUGUGGAAGCUCUGACUGCUAGAUACGGGACGCAGUACACAUUCGGGAGCAUUGUGGAUACUAUCUAUGCGGCGGCGGGCUCCAGCCUCGAUUGGGUGAUGGGCGUGCUGGGCAAGCGUUUCGUCUUCGUUUGGGAACUGCGCGACAAGGGGCAGUAUGGCGGGCUGCUGCCAGCUGAGCAGAUCAUCCCCAACAGCGAAGAGACCUUCGACAGCAUCUUGUCCAUCCUACGUGAUGUGCUCGCCCGGAUCGAGAGCAGCCGUUCAUAAAAUAACUGGGAAUUUUAUCAUAAUUAUUGCACAGUAAAUUACAUUUAAUAGACAGUCAGUUAUAAACAUUUCUGAUAACCUUAUUCUUACAAGACAUGGUCCGAUGUCAGAAAACCAAAAAGCUGAAAUUGAAGGUAACUUAAAUGUAAGUUAGUUUCAUGUACCAUUUUGCAUGUAAAUUGUAACGAUGUGGAAUGAGUCAUUUUACAUUCACAUUGCAGAUUGAUUUAUAAAUAUGGCUACAUGCUUAACAUUUAGAAUUUUUUUAAUGUGCAGAUAUGAGUCAGUAAUUCCUAACUGUCACCUUUUAUACAUUACAAUAAUACAGAUUAUUCUACAGAUUAGGAGUUAACAAGGAGAAAAUUUUUCAGUUUGUUUUGACUUUUUAAAAUUUCUGUCUGUUACACAAUUUAUAUAACUGGGUAGGCGACCAAAACUGCUAGUUUCAGUAUUGUGCACACAUUUUUGUUCUAAAGGAAACCUCAAUGUUCAGUAAUGAAUGUCUUUCUUCUUCUCAUAUUGUAAUUAUGUACAUCAUUGUUCCUUUUGAACUGUAGUGGACUAUUUGCAACAAACUUGACGAGGGAACAAAUGUACAGUGAAGCAAUACUCAGAAUAUCCAAAUGCUUAAACAUAGGUCAACAAGAUGAUCGUCAGUGAGCAGCACAUAUCAUUCUUGCAGCAUAUUUUUUAGCAAUGAUGGCUUUCAUUCAUAAAGAUGAGUUACCCCAGAACAUUAUUUCAUAUAACAUUACUAAAUGAAAAUAUGCAAAAUAUGUCAAAUCAAUAAUUUGUCUCUCCCCAAGAUUUGCAGUGAUGCUAAUGUGGCUGAAUUAAAUUGUUUUAUGUGUUCCAAAA
Schistocerca nitens (vagrant locust) is the source of this 2160-nucleotide messenger RNA. RefSeq names its product zinc carboxypeptidase-like. Gene Ontology annotation, molecular function: zinc ion binding; metallocarboxypeptidase activity. The coding region runs from base 55 to 1302 and encodes 415 amino acids. The record is from RefSeq and is a predicted model, not a curated record. Gene Ontology annotation, biological process: proteolysis. The transcript has 10 exons. NCBI's taxonomy places the organism in Eukaryota, Metazoa, Arthropoda, Insecta, Orthoptera, Acrididae.